CCCUCACCCUGAGCAUUAAUCGCAGCCCCGCCGCCUCUCGCUCCGCCACGCCCGUUUCGGGCGGUGCCGCGCAUGCGCAGCGCGGGCGGGGCGGGGCGCUCUCGCUGCCGCGGUCACGGCCCGGCCGGUGCGCGGGGCCGAGCCCGGUGCGCUGGCUCCGCUGCUCGCAACGCCGUUCCUGGAGCUCCUGCUCCUCACCCGCGGGUACGGACAGGGAGCUCGGGGACAGCCGUGCCUGCUGCCGCCGCUGGCGGAGCCGCAGCCAUGGACGAGCAGAGCGUGGAGAGCAUUGCCGAGGUGUUCCGAUGUUUUAUUUGUAUGGAGAAGCUGCGGGAUGCCCGCCUGUGCCCCCACUGCUCCAAGCUCUGCUGUUUCAGCUGUAUCCGGCGUUGGCUGACUGAACAAAGAGCUCAGUGCCCUCAUUGUAGAGCCCCCCUGCAGCUCCGAGAGCUUGUCAACUGUCGCUGGGCAGAGGAGGUCACACAGCAGCUGGACACACUGCAGCUCUGCAGCCUCACAAAGCACGAAGAGAAUGAAAAGGACAAGUGUGAAAACCAUCAUGAGAAGCUCAGUGUUUUCUGCUGGACCUGCAAGAAGUGUAUCUGCCACCAGUGUGCACUUUGGGGAGGAAUGCAUGGGGGACAUACUUUUAAACCACUGGCAGAAAUCUACGAGCAGCACGUCACCAAAGUAAAUGAAGAAGUGGCAAAGCUGAGGAGAAGACUCAUGGAAUUGAUCAGCUUGGUGCAGGAAGUGGAGCGGAACGUGGAGGCCGUGCGCAGCGCCAAGGACGAGCGCGUGCGCGAGAUCCGCAACGCCGUGGAGAUGAUGAUCGCCCGCCUGGACACCCAGCUCAAGAACAAGCUCAUCACCCUCAUGGGUCAGAAGACAUCACUUACUCAAGAAACUGAACUUCUGGAAACCCUGCUUCAAGAAGUAGAACAUCAGUUACGGUCCUGCAGCAAGAGUGAGCUGAUAUCCAAAAGCUCAGAGAUCCUGAUGAUGUUCCAGCAGGUCCAUCGGAAGCCCAUGGCCUCCUUUGUCACCACUCCUGUCCCCCCAGACUUCACAAGUGAAUUGGUUCCAGCCUAUGACUCAACAACAUUUGUCUUGGAAAACUUCAGCACCCUGCGGCAGCGAGCGGAUCCUGUGUACAGCCCUCCCCUGCAGGUGUCAGGACUGUGCUGGAGAUUAAAAGUUUACCCGGAUGGAAAUGGAGUAGUUCGAGGCUACUACCUGUCAGUAUUCCUGGAGCUGUCUGCUGGAUUGCCAGAGACAUCCAAGUAUGAAUACCGUGUGGAAAUGGUUCACCAGUCCACCAAUGACCCCACCAAAAACAUCAUCCGGGAAUUUGCCUCUGAUUUUGAGGUUGGGGAGUGCUGGGGGUACAACCGCUUCUUCCGCCUGGACCUGCUGGCCAACGAGGGCUACCUGAACCGCCAGAACGACACCGUCAUCCUCAGGUUCCAAGUGCGCUCACCAACCUUCUUCCAGAAGUGCCGGGAUCAGCACUGGUACAUUGCUCAGCUGGAAGCAGCUCAGACAAGUUAUAUCCAGCAAAUAAAUAACCUGAAAGAAAGGCUCGCGAUUGAACUGUCCCGGACUCAGAAAUCCCGAGGGGUUUCCCCUCCAGACACUCACCUCAGUCCUCAGAAUGAUGAGGGCUCAGAGACAAGAGCAAAGAAACCUGGACAAAGCAUUGAAGCACUGCUUGAGAAUUUCACUGCUCCAGGAUUGGCACGGGAGAACAAGGAGGAGGACGAAGAGAAGACUCAGCAGGAAGACUUUAAUCACGAGCUCUCAGAUGGUGACCUGGAUAUAGAUCUUGCUGGAGAAGAUGAGGUGAACCACCUUGAUGGCAGCAGCUCUUCAGCAAGUUCAACAGCAACCAGUAACACUGAAGAGAAUGAUAUUGAUGAAGAAACUAUGUCUGGAGAGAAUGAUGUGGAAUACAGCAGUACUAUGGAGCUGGAAGAUGGAGAUCUCAUGGAGGAUGCAGCAGCUGCUGCUACUCCUGGAGCAUCAGGUACCAGCCACAGCUACAGCAGUGCCGGCGGCCGAGCCUCGCGGCGGGGAGCCGGCGCCCUGGGCUCCGCUGCCAGCAGCAGCCUGCUGGACAUAGACCCCCUCAUUCUCAUCCACCUCUUGGACCUCAAGGACAGAAAUGGCAUGGAAAACCUCUGGGGCCUUCAGCCACGUCCUCCUGCCUCCCUUCUGCAGAACAGAGCCUCAUCCUACUCCCUGAAGGAGCGAGAGCAGCGCAGGCACCAGGCCAUGUGGAGGGUGCCCCCAGACCUGAAGAUGCUGAAAAGACUCAAAACCCAGAUGGCAGAAGUUCGGAGCAAGAUGUCUGAUGUGAAGAACCAGCUGUCUGAAGUGAGGAGCAGCAAUGCUGGCUCAGGGGAGGGACAGCCCAGCUUCUUCUCCAUCGAGCAGGGGGCCCUGGCUGCCUGUGGCACUGACAGCUGCAGCAAGCUGCAGGAAAUUGGGAUGGAGCUGCUGACCAAGUCCUCAGUCACCAGCUGUUACAUAAGGAGCUCUGCCAGCAAGAAAAGUUCCUCAGCCAAGCCCCUUCGCUCGGGAGCUGCCGGGAGCCUGUCCCUGAGGAGAGCCAUGGACAGUGGGGACGGGAACCUGCGCCUGAAGGGGGACAGCAGCCACCCUGCUGAGGGAGGCCUGGGGAGCUCCAAGCUGAGUGCUCGGCCCCACGGCCGGGCCCUGGCCGGCCCCGAGGCGCUGCCCAAGCAGGAGGAGCCGCCCCGUGAGGGCUCAGACUCUGAGCUGGGAGCUGCUGCCUUGAAUGGCCUGGCUGCUGGAGAGAAGAACAGAAAAGUUGCUGCUCUGGGCUCGAACUCCAAGGGGUGUCGGGCAGAAGGAGCCCAGCCUGGUGUCCUGGAGAGCAGCUCAGAGCCCGGGGAGCUGCAGGGGCUGAGCUCUGAGGGAGCAGCAGCAGAGGAAGCUGGGCUGUGUCAGAAGCACGUCCUUCACCUCCUGCCAGGGAUGAGCAGUGACAGUGACAUCGAGUGUGACACGGAAAACGAGGAGCAGGAAGAUGCCACCUCCCCCUCAGAGGUGUUCAACCAGGCCUUCUCUGCCCAGCCCUCCAGUGAAGGGCACUCCUCAGUGGUACCAGACGGGGAUCAGGCCAGUUCUGAGGAUCUCAACUUUGUCCCUGCAGAUGACAGCACCAGCAGGUAGAGCGUGGGCUCAGGGCCUGAAGAUCCAUGGCUGCAUCCCUGGAGAGGUGUGUGAGCCCCUGGAGCUGUGCCAGGCUGUGCCCUCUCCACUCUGGGGUUCUUCUGCCAUUGUCUCACCCUGCCCCGGGGCACGAGGACCUUUGGGACCCUGGGGGGUGGCACUGCUGCUCCACCAGCCUCAGCUGCUCUGAGGAGUUGUGGGGAAGGUGCUGAGCCCCAGCCUGGGAUGAGAGUCCUGCUGUGCCACUGGAAUGAGCAGUGUGACUGUCCUUUGGAAUGCUGGGGUGGCUCCAGAGCUGGGGGAAAGCAGCCACCACUCCAAUUGUUUUCCCCAGUUGGUGACGUGGACCAACCACACCCAUUGCCAAACUCUGUUCAUUGCAUUUUGAGCUGCUGAAGUCCUGUGAAGCUCCUCUGAGAGCUGAUGCCUGGUUAGUGACAAAGCAUGAGCCCUGUCAGUGCUGCCUGGUGUUGUCCUCGUGUGGCUGCCUUGCCCUGUGUCCGUGUGAAUGUGCUCUACAACUCCUAGUUUAAAACUGUUUGCACUUUGUUAAUAAAAUGAAUGUUGAAAUCUGAA
Molecule: messenger RNA, 3774 nt
Organism: Camarhynchus parvulus
Lineage: Eukaryota; Metazoa; Chordata; Aves; Passeriformes; Thraupidae
Gene: TRIM37
Product: tripartite motif containing 37
Exons: 25
Coding region: 73-3198 (1041 amino acids)
Biological process (GO): protein autoubiquitination; negative regulation of centriole replication
Cellular component (GO): aggresome; peroxisome
Molecular function (GO): zinc ion binding; ubiquitin protein ligase binding; ubiquitin protein ligase activity
Source: RefSeq, a predicted model, not a curated record